CCCCACCACCGCCUCUCUGUCUUCAUCCUCCUCCACCCACCCUCUUUCCCACGAAUCCCCCCAAAACCACUCGCAAAGAUGAAUCCCGCCGUGUCGAACAUGGUCCUCAUGUUUGGGCUCAUGCAGCUCUCCAAGAAGAUCCCCUUCGAGGACCCAAUGGUCGUCUUCUACGCCAGAUGCGUCUACGUGGCCAGCAACAUCAUUAUCUUCGCCAUCUACAUGUUCACCCGCUACAAGAUCACCCAGAAGAACGAUCUUACUACCCUCAAGUACGUCGAGCCUCCCUCUCCCAUGUCUGGAAGCUCUGAGAAGAAGCUCGUUACAACCACCAUCAAGGAGUACGAUCUCCUGCAGGUCACCACCGCCCUGAGAUCCUCGCUCUUCGGUAUCGCCGUCCUUCUCUUCAUGCACUUCAAGCUCGGCUACACCAACCCUCUUGUCAUGCAGUCCAUUCUCCCGCUCAAGAGUCUUUUCGAGCAGAAGAUCGUCCAGAUCCAUCUUCUCGGCAAGCCCGCCGUCGGAGACCUCAAGCGUCCGUUCAAGGCCGCCGGUCUGUUUGCUGGCGCGGGUGCCGGCGCCAACGUCGCUACCGACAAGAAGGCUAUCGAGGAGGCUGAGAAGAGCGGUCUGGGCGGCGUCAAGGAGGAGUAAAUCUGUUGAUGACCAGAGCUUGUAGUACUUGAAAAAGCAUCCGUUUCUUCUUCUCUUUCUUUCGGUUGGAGAAGGCAUUCUUCAGUCUUCGAUUCAUGAAAUCAGGUUCUUAUGAUAGCAAAAUAGAAAGUUCUAUGAAUUUGCGGGGAGAGUAGGACGCAAUUGGUUAUAUUCAUUCUUCUUUUUGUACUUAUAUGAUUAUUCAAUUUUUUGCUUUUGGUUUUACUUCAAGAUUCCAUUCUUGCCUUGUCUACAAAUACACUAAUAUACACACAUGU
Messenger RNA from Myxozyma melibiosi, 929 nucleotides. RefSeq names its product inorganic phosphate transport protein PHO88. The record is from RefSeq and is a predicted model, not a curated record. Bases 79 to 651 code for a protein of 190 amino acids. Gene Ontology annotation, cellular component: endoplasmic reticulum; mitochondrion. Gene Ontology annotation, biological process: protein targeting to ER. The transcript is spliced from 3 exons. NCBI's taxonomy places the organism in Eukaryota, Fungi, Ascomycota, Lipomycetes, Lipomycetales, Lipomycetaceae.